UUUUCCUUGGGAUAUUUAAAGAAAUUGACCAUCUUUCCUGCCAUUGGUGUAAUGAUGACUUCUGGUGAUACAUCCCUUCAUCCUCCUAUCCAAGAGGAUAAGUCAUCUGGACAAUGUAGGGAAAGUGAAAGCUCAAACUAUUCUGCAGGUACUCUUAGUACGAGCAUCAACAUCAGUCAAGACAGUAGCUGCAGCAAAAGUUCCAGGCUGUCUGGAAGUGCUCAGUUUAACUAUUCCAGUGACUUUCAUGAUAACACGUCAAGAACAGCUGUCAAAGGCAGCAGGAACAGCAUUUGUUCAGAAGAGAACAACGGUGGAACUACUCAGAACUACUACGACAAAGAUUUUCACUCAGGUUCCUCCGCAACCUCAAAAUGGGAAGAGUGUAGCAGCUUUACUAUCCCAUUGCUGCAGCCACUAGAAACCCAAGAGUGGAACUUACCAGGAAAGAAAAAGGAAAAUAAUCUCCAUAUAAAAGGAGGCAAAAAGUUGCCUAAAAAGAAACCUCCGCAGAAGACCUCGGAAGACCAUACCAUCAAUGCUCAGGAGAAAAAUAACAUGGCUUACCAUCUAUUGUCAGCAAGAGACCACAAAAUUAAAGAACUGAAAAACGAAGUGGCUGUUCUCCAGAAUAAAUUGGAGACAUCUACUCUGGAAAAUAACAUGUUGAAGGGUCUUCAGUGCCAGCAUUUAAAAACAAUAAAGAAAUAUGAAAAUGCCGAGAUUAACCUGCCUGAUCUCUUGGCCAGGCGCUCUAAUGAAGUGCAGACUCUGAGAGCACUUCUCAAGAAAUCUCAGGAAGAAGAGCGCAGGGCUUCCAAGAAGCUGAGAGACGUUGAGGUACAACUCUUAAAAACAACGGACUCAUUGCGGGCAUUGCAGAAACUUUGUCAAGACAAGAAACUUGAAGAGAGAGAACAACUUCAGCGUAAAGUAAUAACACUUACCCAAAAAUUGGAAGCCAGUGAUAAGAGAACCCAG
This is a messenger RNA of Pseudonaja textilis, 981 nucleotides long. The record is from RefSeq and is a predicted model, not a curated record. NCBI's taxonomy places the organism in Eukaryota, Metazoa, Chordata, Lepidosauria, Squamata, Elapidae.